Trichoderma harzianum CBS 226.95 is the source of this 2370-nucleotide messenger RNA. RefSeq lists its product as hypothetical. The record is from RefSeq and is a predicted model, not a curated record. Gene Ontology annotation, molecular function: protein binding. NCBI's taxonomy places the organism in Eukaryota, Fungi, Ascomycota, Sordariomycetes, Hypocreales, Hypocreaceae. Bases 174 to 2075 code for a protein of 633 amino acids. The transcript has a single exon.
CGCAAGUCAACGUGCAUCAACCCCCAUGUUUCCUCCUAAGCUGCAACCUCAUCUUUGCAUCCUCUCUUUUUACAUCGCCAUCAACUAGAGUAUAUAUUCUUAUAAAUCAGCCAGCAUCAAAACCAAAUAUAUCGAUAUCAGUCCCAAACAGUAUAUACAUGUUCCAAAUCACAAUGGCCCUCACUCUGACAGGCCUCCCAUACACCAUCUUCACAGACAUCAUCUCCCGCCUCUCCGCCACGGAAGCAAUCCUCUGUCAGCGCAUCUCCCGGGCCUUCCGCGAGGCCCUCACCAGGAACGACCUCUGCAUCAGCCUCAUCCUAACGCACUUCCCGCGCUCGCUGGAAGGCAGGCGGCUCAGGCAGCUUCUCCGGACCGGCGAACUCGGGGCCCUCGAGCGCGGCGACUGGGCCGCUGUGUUUGCGAGGCUGGCGCGGCGGUAUUUUCAUCUGGGGAAUGCCGUGCCGUGGAAGGUCGUCAAGGUGCCAGUGCUGAAAGAUGACAAGCGGCUGAGGGGCGUGACGCCGUGGAAUCGGUUUCUGAGCCUCAACGGCAAGACGGCGCCGUUCCACUUUUGGGACCCGGUAUGGACCGUGGCUGAGGCCGAGGGAUUGUUGGUGUAUCCGGCGCCGAUGGGGGAGGAUGUCGGGUUCCGGGCCCGGGAUCUGGAGACGGGGGUGGAGGUGGAUGUGCCUUUUGACAUGAGCGGCAAGAUUGUGAGGCGAGUCCGCAUCAGCCAUGGGAUUCUCAUGGUUGAGUGGUGCGAGCAGCAGCCAAGUCGUGCAGGCAACGGAGACGCGGCGAUACAUCGCCACUAUGCAACCGCUUACAUCGUCCGCAGGAUCGGACUCUGGGACGGCGUCAUCCCCCGGCGUGAUGGCCAAGUGUCAGCCUAUUCUUGGGCCUUUGAAUUCCUCUGCGAGUGCAAGAUUCAUCAUCUCGGUUUGCCUAUCAAUCACCAAGACCGCUUCUUCUCGACGCAUAAUGCUACUCACUACGUCGUCUACACAUGGCAGGCUGCGCGUUCCCCCUGGGAAGACGAGCCCCUUGAGCGGCUCACCAUAUGGGAGUUUGGAAAUCCCUCUACAUACAGACCAUCCCAGGAUCCAUUCGGAACAGCAAAUCGAGACGACUCCGGCCCACGCAUCAUCCGCAGCAUGACAAACGGCCAGCUCCGCGAAUGGGCCAUCCGCCAAAGUGACACGCCGGCCCUGCGUGUCAUGGCCAUCGACGACUGCACCUGGGACGCCGCCAGGGGCUCUGCCUGCGGCCACGUCUUCUUCACCGAAGAGGAGCACCGCUGGUCCGCCGGCCCUCACAGCAGCUCGAACCCGCCUCGCCUACAUCGUGUCAAGACGACGGGGAUCCCGCUGAUAGGCGAAGGCCCUCGGUGGGUGGACGACUGCGGCGGCGGAGGCGGUGUCAACCUGCCUUUUUGCUGCGACGGCCGGUGGGCGAGACGACUGGCGGGGACGGACGACAACGUCUACGAUGCUAGUGACGAGAGUCUUGGCGUUGGCAUCGAGAAGUCAUGGAACAACAAUCACUCGCAUACCUGGCCUGGUCGCGCUCCCUGCUGGCGCCACGACGACUGGCCCUACGUGACGCUCUCCGAGGUCUUUGAUGCUGCGGCAGGCGUCCGCGUCAUUGCCCGCGAGUGCUUCAUGCUCGAGACCCUAUCCGUGCACAUCCGGCCCAAGAUCCGCAUCCAGGGCAUCGGCGAGAGCGGCGCCAAAUUUACUGCCAGAGGAACCACAAUGUCACGCACGAGCAGACGCAGAAAGAGACGCACACGAAGACCAAGUGCUGCGAGGAGCGGCAGCGGAAGCAGCAAUGGCAGCAGUAGCAGUACCACUUCUCACCAGACGCCCGACGGAAAUGAAACUGCUGCCGCCAGUAGUAGCAGCAGCAACAGCGGCAAGGGAGGCGUCACGACGCAGGGCCCAGACGGGCAGGAGGUCCAGUUCGCGGACGACGUGUGGCCUGAGAUGAUGGCCAAGGGCUUCAUCUGCGGAGACGAGCGGUGGCUCGUCGGCGAGGACGCCAAGGGGGAUGUCACCAUUAUCGUCUUUUGAAGCAUUGACGACGAUAUUAAAAAAGCGAAAUAUACACAUUCACACAUCUGAUCUAAAAUACCGAGACAAGUAGAUAGCAUAUAAAUAAACCCCUCAUAGCGUGUAAGCAACAAGAAACGAGACGUCAGUUGAGGCUAUGCAAGGAACGAACGGAACGGCAACUAAAAAAGUCAGGAACAGGAAACAUCACGUUACGUCUCAUGCUCAAGGGUGGUCACGUUCUCAAAUCUCAAACCCACAACAUAAGAAAAUUAGAAGAAAAUUAGAAGAAAAAAAAUCACUCAUUUGCUUCGCC